CGUCUUUAAGCCCAAAAUAAAAAAACUGUCCAUCGACGAUGCAAACCCGAUUACGUAUUUACGUUACGCGCCCUAGUCGUCCUUAGUCCGUAUAGUCUUUCUCAUUUCUGUUCUGGCGAAUCAAACCAAAUCUGAAUCGAAAUCCUACUCAUCGCCACCAUCAGCACCACCGCCAGCAAAAUCAAUGGCAAAUCCAACAAGCAAGCUGCUGAUCUCGAUGCUGGUAGCUCUCUUCUCGGUGUCAUGUUCGCUCGCUAGCGCAGAUGUUCCCUUCAUAGUAGCCAACAAGAAGGCCACUCUCAACAGGCUCAAAUCUGGCGCCGAACGCGUCUCCGUUUCCAUCGAUAUUUAUAAUCAGGGAACUUCGACUGCUUAUGAUGUGAGUCUAGUUGAUGAUCACUGGCCUCAAAAUCUAUUUGAUGUCAUCAGUGGCAACACUUCACAGUCAUGGGAAAGACUUGAUGCUGGUGGUAUCCUGUCAUACUCUUUUGAAUUGGAGGGUAAAGUGAAAGGAAUGUUUUAUGGCUCCCCAGCAGUCAUUACAUUCCGUAUCCCAACUAAGUCAGCUCUACAGGAGGCAUAUUCAACUCCCAUACUGCCUCUAGACGUUCUUGCAGAGAGACCUCCUGAAAAAAAGUUUGAGUGGAGGCUAUUGGCAAAAUAUGGAUCUGUAAUUUCUGUCAUCUCCAUUGUGGUUCUGUUUGUGUGCCUGGUUGCUACCCCCUCCAAGUCCAGUGCAGCAAAAGCAAGCAAGAAGAAGCGUUAAUCAUUGCACCUGAGAAACUAAUCUAUGGCGGUGUCUACAAUCAAACCACUAGAUGCAUGAGCUUGUCUCAGUUGCUAGUUAAAUGUUCCUUUUUCCCUUAGGAUUAAGAACAGUUUUUAUCAAAACCUUCAUUUAUGUAUUAGUUAAAGGGCAAAUUCAAUAUGAAUCAACUGAUUUUUAUUGCUCAUGGUGAAGACCGAUUAAUGUCAUCUUUGGCUCUGUACAUUUUAAGAUCACCGACUGUUAACCAAUUUUGAAAUUCAAUACUUGUUUGGCCUCA
Molecule: messenger RNA, 1046 nt
Organism: Hevea brasiliensis (rubber tree)
Lineage: Eukaryota; Viridiplantae; Streptophyta; Magnoliopsida; Malpighiales; Euphorbiaceae
Exons: 5
Coding region: 185-766 (193 amino acids)
Cellular component (GO): endoplasmic reticulum
Source: RefSeq, a predicted model, not a curated record